AUGAUUGACGCGAUUCCGUUAGCCCGUCUACGACGGUUGCAGACCCUGGCUAAUUGUCAAAUUACGGAGAUUAGAACAAUUAAUGGACAGACACCGUAUAGAGGAGAGACGAAUCACAAGUUAUCGUAUGAAACGUGCAAUGGGGAUGGAGAAGAUAUGGGUCAGACAUACAAUAUUAAAAUUUUAAAAGCAUUUCAAAGUACUGCUCAUUCACCAGUCUGCUGGCCGGUGGCUCUAACUUUUAUUGUCUACGUUACAGUAAACCUCGUUGGUUAUUAUCCCGGUUGGAGGUUGAGGCUGAGGCUGAGGAUGAAGCAGAUGCUAGUUGAAGCAACAAAAAAUGAUAUUUUAACUGUAGGACUUCAGGUUCUCGUCUACGACACUGAUUCCAAUCUGCAUGGUUUGCCUUCCAAAAUUGAAACAAGCCUGAUAGCUAAUGAUAUUAAAGAACUGUAUCGUACUAAAAAAGGCUCCGACAUUGUGAUAAAAUUCGAAGAAAGAGAAUUUAAAGCACAUAAAGUUUUGCUGCAUGCUAGAAGUUCUGUAUUUUCAGCAAUGCUUACCCAGGACAACAUAUCUAGCCAAAUAAGUGAAAUUUCAAUCCCACGUGUUAAAGCUGAUAUUUUUUCUAAAUUACUGGAGUUUAUUUAUACAGACCAGGUGAUCCACCUGGAUGAAUUUGCUCAGAAUUUGCUUGAAGUUGCCGAGAGAUAUCAAGUAAAAGCACUCAAGCAUAUUUGUGAAGUAUCACUUAGCCAAUUUUUGUCUGCCGAGAAUGCUUUGAGGACCUUGACCGUGGCUAAGUUAGGCAAUUCUCAAAAAUUGGCUGAUUAUGUCAUCAAAUUCAUUAAUAUCAAUCCUGCUGAGGUGUUCCAGUCAAAUGAGUACAAGCAAUGGGAGAAAGAAAAAUUGAAUCCAGGCUUGAUUAUAUUUCAAAAUUCAACGGAUUUUUAUCAACGGAAAAAUGCGCAAAAACGUCCAUAA
Cotesia glomerata is the source of this 984-nucleotide messenger RNA. Its product is annotated as speckle-type POZ protein-like. The transcript is spliced from 3 exons. Lineage: Eukaryota; Metazoa; Arthropoda; Insecta; Hymenoptera; Braconidae. Gene Ontology annotation, cellular component: nucleus; cytoplasm. Gene Ontology annotation, molecular function: ubiquitin protein ligase binding. The coding region runs from base 1 to 984 and encodes 327 amino acids. Gene Ontology annotation, biological process: regulation of proteolysis; proteasome-mediated ubiquitin-dependent protein catabolic process. The record is from RefSeq and is a predicted model, not a curated record.